AUGGAGCAUUCUUCACCACUAGCUGCCAUGCAGCCGCCUUCGAUGAUGUUUGGCCGUUGUUUCGCAAACGAUGCUCCGAAAUUUCGAUCAUUGGGCGGGAUUGGUGGAUUUGGGCCCGGCAGCUUCAAUUUCAAGGACUUGUCUAUGAAGAAGCCUCCCACUUCGGAUUAUUUCCAUGUCAAACAAUUCACAGGUCCUUCUCCCGCCGCAAGUUUGGCUGCCGAUUUGUCUCAGAAUUUCCACAUCGACCAGAGCCCACAAUUGGCCACGCCUCGUCGAUCAUUGUUUUCAGCAAACAUAUUUGCAGGAACUGGACGUGACGAAAUGAUGACCACACCCCCAUUGCCGGCCUCUUCGCCCAUGACCGAUAUGAUGGAAACCUCCCCCCUUCCUCACAAACUUCCAUACACUAUUGCAACGACAAGUGUGGUGCUCCAGUCACCAACUCCAGAAUUGGACUCGUCUGCUAGCACUAGCACAGGGUCCUCCUUGCAGGCCUCGCCCAUGGAAGACGAUUCGCCUAUUAUGCCUCAAGACCGUAGACGCCCGCCACUUCUACGGCCGUCUUUGCUUCGCACCAAAUCCUAUUCCACGCAGACCGGAGCCAGCAGAACCGCCCCCGAAAGCCAAUGCCCCCCCUUUCAGUUCGGCAAUGGAACCAGUGGCUUGUCCAACUCAAUGUCUCUAGCCGACAUAUUCAAUGAGUCGUCGCCGCCACAGGAUCGGAUGAGCGUCAAAACAUCGUCUUCUAACUUGCUUGGUCCUCGUUUAAGACAACCAUUUUCUGGUCGUAGCAGUGGUUCUGCAUCUCCUGUGCCUAAUGCUGUCCGUAAGCACGCUACUGGAAAUCCUUUUAUGCGCCCACGAAAGCAGUGCAGAAGGUCCCUCAGUAUGUUUGAACAUCCAGAGGAUAUUGUACGUCAGAAGCAGCCGGAUGUGGUUCCUGAGCCGACUCUAGCAUCCAUCAUGGACGAAGAGCCUACACACACUCUUCAACUGCCGCAUUUUGUUCCUGCGGAUCAACCUGAUAGCCUGCCCCGUAUUGAAAAAGGUGUAUUGGUUGAUAUUUUCGAUGGAAAAUUCAAGGACCGAUACGAAAACGUGAUGAUUAUCGAUUGUCGAUUUGAAUAUGAAUACGAAGGCGGACACAUCAACGGGGCUGUUAAUUAUAACGACAAGGAGGUUUUGGCCAACAAACUCUUUGCAGACCCCAAGCCAGGCACAACUAUUAUUUUCCACUGCGAAUACUCUGCCCACCGGGCUCCCAUCAUGGCAUCCUUUAUCCGCCACAAGGACCGCGCGUUUAACAUUGAACGAUACCCCAACUUGACUUUUCCGGAAAUGUACAUUCUGGACGGAGGAUACAGUGCAUUCUUUGCACAACAUCGAUCUCUCUGCUAUCCCCAGAAUUAUGUGGAAAUGACAUCCAAGGAACACGAAUUUGCUUGCGAACGAGGGCUUGGAAGAGUCAAACAACGAUCAAAGUUUAUCCGCGCGCAGACAUUUGCUUUUGGACAGCAGUCUCCUCAGAUGGAAGACAGCCCGACAGGACGCUGCCGCAGCAGCAACAAUGACCGUGUUCGAGGACUAGAUUCGCCUUUUGAAGCGCCCGAAGCUGGACGCAUGCCCGGCCGUCGUAUGCUUUCCUACUGA
Messenger RNA from Talaromyces marneffei, 1653 nucleotides. RefSeq lists its product as uncharacterized. NCBI's taxonomy places the organism in Eukaryota, Fungi, Ascomycota, Eurotiomycetes, Eurotiales, Trichocomaceae. The record is from RefSeq and is a predicted model, not a curated record. Gene Ontology annotation, cellular component: nucleus; cytoplasm. Bases 1 to 1653 code for a protein of 550 amino acids. Gene Ontology annotation, biological process: G2/M transition of mitotic cell cycle; positive regulation of G2/MI transition of meiotic cell cycle; positive regulation of G2/M transition of mitotic cell cycle. Gene Ontology annotation, molecular function: protein tyrosine phosphatase activity. The transcript has 4 exons.